UCAGCAGUCUGACUUGUUUGAGCUGUCUCACUGUCCUGAGUUUUGCUUCACUCAGAGGAAAAUGGCUUCUUGUUCAGAGGAGGAUCUGUGCUGUUCUGUCUGCUCUGACAUCUUCAAACAUCCUGUGAUCCUGUCAUGUAGCCACAGCUUCUGUGAAGCCUGUCUGCAGAGGUGGUGGAGAAAGAAGCAGGCCCAGCAGUGUCCGUUCUGUAAGAGACUGUCAGAGUCAGAACCUUUGUAUAACCUGGAAUUAGAGAACUUGUGUGAGGCUUUACUACAGAAAGAUCAGAGAGCUUCAUCGGACUCUGAGGAUCUCUGCAGUCUGCACUCUUAUAGACUCAGACUGUUCUGUCUGGAUCAUCAGCAGCCAGCGUGUGUCAUCUGCAGAAACUCGCAAAAUCACAUCAACCACACAUUCAGACCCAUCGAUGAAACUGCAAUAGAACGCAAGGAAGAUCUUGAGGAUUUCCUGAAGCCCUUGGAGGAUAAACUGGAGCGCUGUAAUAAAGUCAAAGAACACUGGGAUGAAACAGGAAAACACAUCAAGGCCCAGGCUGCAGACACAGAGAGGCAGAUAAAGGAGCAGUUCAAAAAGCUUCACCAGUUUCUAGAAGAGGAAGAGGAGGCCAGAGUCUCUGCACUGAGGGAGGAAGAGCAGCAGAAGAGUCGGAGGAUGAAGGAGGAGAUGGAGGCUCUGAGCAGAGAGAUAGCAGCUCUUUCAGACACAGUCAGAGCCACAGAUGAGGAGCUGGUAGCUUCACAUGUCUCAUUCCUGAAAAACUACAAGGCUGCAUGGGAAAGAGUUGAGCAGCACUCCCUGGAGAAUCCAAAGCUGCCGUCAGGAGCUCUGAUAGAUGUGGCCAAACACCUAGGCAACCUGAGCUUCAACAUCUGGAACAAGAUGAAGGACAUGGUCUCCUACAGUCCUGUGAUCCUGGACCCAAACACUGCUGGUUCAAGACUCAUCGUGUCUGAAGAUCUGACCUGCGUGAGACGAGGAGAGGAGGAGCAGCCGCUUCCUGAUAAUCCAGAGAGGAUCAAAGGUUGGGGCUCUGUCCUGAGCUCUGAGGGCUUCAACUCAGGGACUCACAGCUGGGACGUCCAGGUUGGACAGAACACAAUCUGGGACGUGGCUGUGUGUGAGGAGUCUGCAGACAGGAGUCAACACAUUUACUUUAGAUUGUUGGGCAUAGGGAUGUUUGAUGAUGAAUACACACUAUGCACCCCAUCAGGUAACCCCGUUGUUGUGUCAGUGGUAGGGCGACCUCAGAGGAUCAGAUUGAAUCUGGACUGGGACAAAGGAAAGCUGUCAUUCUCUGAUCCUGACACUAACACACACAUACACACCUUCACACACACUUUCACUGAAAAGCUGUUUCCAUACAUUUGGUGUGGAGAGUCACCUGCUCUGAAGAUAUUACCACUGAAGGUCUCUGUAACAGUGGAGCACUGAACGUGGAGAUUAUGAUGAAGUCAGCUCAUAAAGUGCUUAUGUGUUGUUCUUAUCUUUACAUUAAACCAAAGAUACAGCUUACACGACAAAGAAGAAGAACUUUUGCUCAUUGGUAAUAGCAGAAGUGAAUUUUCUCUCUUUCUCCA
This is a messenger RNA of Labrus bergylta (ballan wrasse), 1599 nucleotides long. Its product is annotated as E3 ubiquitin-protein ligase TRIM39-like. Gene Ontology annotation, biological process: protein ubiquitination. The record is from RefSeq and is a predicted model, not a curated record. NCBI's taxonomy places the organism in Eukaryota, Metazoa, Chordata, Actinopteri, Labriformes, Labridae. Gene Ontology annotation, molecular function: zinc ion binding; protein binding; ubiquitin protein ligase activity. Gene Ontology annotation, cellular component: cytoplasm.